This is a messenger RNA of Truncatella angustata, 624 nucleotides long. RefSeq lists its product as uncharacterized. NCBI's taxonomy places the organism in Eukaryota, Fungi, Ascomycota, Sordariomycetes, Amphisphaeriales, Sporocadaceae. The transcript has a single exon. The coding region runs from base 1 to 624 and encodes 207 amino acids. The record is from RefSeq and is a predicted model, not a curated record.
AUGGCCAUCCCAGCCGAUCCCAAGACUCCUAAUGAUGCGGAGGCGAGCCGCCACGCCACUUCAGUUAAUCCCAACCGUAUCGGAUUCGACUCACAGAAAUUCGACUUCGCUCAAGCCAGAGAGAGAUGUGCCGGCGCCAUGCUGAGAUUUAAUUUCCAGCCCGCCGACAUAGACCCGGUUGACCAGAUUACUCUUUGGCUUGACGUGGUAGACCCUGCUCGAACCCGGCACCCAAUCGCUACCGGCGGUUCCGUUGAGCCAAUCCCGCGUCCGCCCCGAGAUAUUCGCACGUAUGACCAGGCAUUGCUGAGUGCUGCUACUGGUUGCGACGUGCCGAGGGGCUGGAACCCCGUAAUCCCCAAUAUUCAACCCCCUCUCGUCUUGGAGUAUGGCCUCCGUGUCCGCAUACACCCGAGUGCGUUCCUUAACUACGGAUGUAAGAUUCUCGACACCCCUGUCAGCUGCAUCACGAUCGGUGCGAAUUGCAUGCUAGGACCGGGCGUGAGUCUUAAUGGCGCCAGACAUGCUCUUCCUGCUACGACCGAUGGACAUCGCGGCACCUAUGGUGGCCCGAUCACAAUCGAGGAUGAUGUUUGGAUUAGUGGUCAUUGCAUUAUCUUGUAA